UGGACCGCCUGAAGGGGGCGCUGCGAGCUGUCCUGACAGACUGUUCGCCAAAUGGUGAUCGAUUGUGCCGCUGCUCUGUCUCAUACAAAGACGAGGACACACACAACCAUAGCAGAUACGAAUAUGUGCCGCAAAGAAUUCAUAAAUGUGAAAAAGUCAUUUUUUCAAAGGAGCAAAUAUCGUCAUUUUAAAAUUAUUUUGUCAUAUCUCACUUAUGUCUCAGUUUUUAUGUGACCUUGUGUAAAUUAAUUUUGAGGUUGUUCUGAUGCCGUCUGAAAUCUGCGUUGCACUUCACUGUACAUAUCACGAAACAUAUUCACAUGAGUUCUGGGUCCCUCUGUUGGAGGUGUGGUCUGUCAUUUCUGCGCAGCGGCGAUGUUCAAACCAUAUAUGGAGAACCUUCUGACCAAUGAAUGCCGCACACACAAAGCUUAUGCUUAAUACACACAAUGCAGAUGGCCGCUGCCAGAAAUGUAUGGAUGGAGGAUCACUGUCACACAUUGGUUGUUCAGAUCAGCAAAAGUCACACUGCGAAUUCAUCACCUUUGAACAUUUGAAUAACAACAAGACAUGGCCCCGGGGGGCUCUAUAAAAAGCCGGGGGAGCCGUGGAGUAAGCAGAGCAAGUCGAACCAUCCUCUGAAAACAACCAAAACCGCCACCAUGGGCAAGAUCAUUCUGUUCGAGGAGAAGAACCUGCAGGGGCGCUCCACUGAGCUCACUAGCGACUGCACGGACAUCUCCUCUAUCCUGAGCAGAGUCCAGUCAGUCAGGGUGGAGAGCGGCUGCUUCAUGGUCUAUGAGCGCACCAACUUCCUGGGUAUGCAGGUGUUCCUGAGGAGGGGCGAGUACCCUGACAUCCAGCGCCUCCUGAGCAUGGGAAUCACACUCGACAACAUCAGAUCCUUGCGACUGAUCCCCACUCACAGGGGACCCUUCAGGAUGAGGAUCUAUGAGAGGGAGAACCUUAGCGGCCAGAUGAACGAGUUGGUUGAGGAUUGCGAGUCCAUCCUGGAUCGCUUCCGCAUGUCCGACUGCCAGUCUGUUCAAGUGCUGGAGGGUAACUGGCUGCUGUUCGAGCAGCCCCAGUUCAGAGGCAGGAUGAUUCUGGUCAGGCCCGGCGAGCACAAGAGCGUGUCCAGCAUGGGCCUGAGCAGCAUGAGGAUCAUGAGCAUGAGGCGCAUCACUGACAUGUGCUAGAUUUCUGUAUUUGACUGAAGUGAA
This is a messenger RNA of Synchiropus splendidus (mandarinfish), 1223 nucleotides long. RefSeq lists its product as uncharacterized. The transcript is spliced from 4 exons. Gene Ontology annotation, molecular function: structural constituent of eye lens. Gene Ontology annotation, biological process: lens development in camera-type eye; visual perception. The coding region runs from base 663 to 1199 and encodes 178 amino acids. The record is from RefSeq and is a predicted model, not a curated record. Lineage: Eukaryota; Metazoa; Chordata; Actinopteri; Syngnathiformes; Callionymidae.